AUGGGUUUGUCCCUAGAGGAAUCCUUACUUGCUGAUCUCAGCGAUAUCGACUCUGAAGAUGACUCAGAGUUGGAAGACAACCAGCAAAAUCACAACAACAGUAUUAAUAACAAAGCAAACACCCUUAAUAACCAACACUCCCUAGCUGACGCCAAUAAUAAUCAACCAAACGACUAUGAAGAAAUAAAUAGUAAGUCUAAUGUUUCUUCUAAUUCGAACUCUUCUGACAAACUUUUAUUAACUGAAAUUAAUAAUUUAUUAUCAAAUAAUAAAUCGUUAUCGACUUCUGAUUUAAUUUCCAGGUUGGAUUUGAAUAAAAUUAAUGACAUCACCUCCAUAUCAAACUUACUACCGAUUGUUGAUUCAAUAUUAUUGAAAAUCAAUACUAACCAAAUCAAUAAUGAUAAUGAUAAUGAUAAUGAUAAUGAUAAUGAUAAUGAUAAUGAUAAUGAUAAUGAUGAUUACAAUUUUUUAAUAAAAGUUAAUGAACUAACUGUAGAAAUAAACAACGAAAUUCAGUUCAUUUACAAUUUCAUUAAAAUUCAUUAUUCCAAACAGUUUUCAGAAUUAUCUCUAUUAAUUGAAAACCCUGUUGAUUACGCUAAUAUUGUCCUAAAUUUAAUCAAAAGUUCAAAUCAAAUUAAUGAUCCUAUUUUUUUGAAAAUUUUACCACCUGAAAAGCAUUUACUCUUAACAAUAAGUUUAUUAGAAAAUGAAAAGAAUCUAAAGUCAAAUAACAACAGCAAUAACUCCAUUGUCACUAAUAAUAAUAAUAAUAAUAAUAAUAAUAAUAAUAGUAAUAAUAAUAACAACAGCAAUAAUAACAAUAAUAACAAUAAUAAUCAAGUGCUAUCAACUUCUCAGUUAAAUAAUAUUUUAAAAGCUUGUUCUUUAUUGUUAUCUCUAAACUCUGCAAUCCAAAAAUUAAUCAACUAUGUUGCUUCAAAACUAUACAAAUUUGCCCCCAAUUUAACCGAAAUAAUUGGUCCAAAUUGUGCUGCUCAACUAUUAGCUUACACUGGUAGCUUGAAAAACUUAUCAUUAACACCGGCUUGCAAUAUUUCUUCUAUUGGUUCGAAAAAACCUGUAGCUUUAGGUUUUGGUUCAAAUGGUAUUCGAUUAAAAGGAUAUAUAUACAACUCCCCGGUCAUUUCAAACUUGCCAGAUACUUCAUUGCAAAAGAAAGCAAUGAAGUUGGUUUCAUCAAAAUUAGUGUUGGCCGCAAGAAUUGAUUUAAACCAUAAUUAUUCAAAUGGGGAAAUGGGGAAAAAGUUGUUAAUGGAAAUCAACCAAAAGUUGGUGGAUUAUGCAAAGCCUCCAGAUAAUCGACCACCUAAAGCUUUACCGAUUCCCUUGGAUAAACCAUCAAAAAAGCGAGGGGGCAAAAGAUUUAGAAAAUUCAAAGAACAAUUCCAAAUGUCGGAAUUAAGAAAGGCCCAAAAUAGGUUGGAAUUUGGUAAAGAAGAAGAAACUGUUUUGGAUGCUUAUGGAGAAGAAAUUGGUUUAGGUAUGGCUAGUAGAAUCCAUAAGAUUGAUAAUAAAAAUAAAGCUAAAAUGACUAAAAAAAUGACUACAAGAUUGACAAAUUUAAACAUUAAGUAA
Molecule: messenger RNA, 1602 nt
Organism: Ascoidea rubescens DSM 1968
Lineage: Eukaryota; Fungi; Ascomycota; Saccharomycetes; Ascoideales; Ascoideaceae
Gene: PRP31
Product: U4/U6-U5 snRNP complex subunit PRP31
Exons: 1
Coding region: 1-1602 (533 amino acids)
Biological process (GO): spliceosomal tri-snRNP complex assembly; mRNA splicing, via spliceosome
Cellular component (GO): U4/U6 x U5 tri-snRNP complex; precatalytic spliceosome; U4 snRNP
Source: RefSeq, a predicted model, not a curated record